GCAGUAAAUUUUGGAACACAGCCAGAAUAUGUGUAUCAGGGGUAACAGUGUGCAUGCUGUUGUAAGUGUGAAGUGUGAUUUUAGUCUUUUUAUCCUACUCCGAACUGGUUGCCCAUACGGAUGUACAUUCAUAACUUUCUAAGAACAACAGUUUCGUUAUCGCACUGACACAUUCGCUUUUGUGUAAUACAGUUCUCAUACAACGGGUAGACAAUGAUCACGUGUCAUGCGUAUUAUGGGAAUAAAAUCUGGCAAUAAUGUAAAUGAUAAUGGUGGCAACAUCGCAACGAAAUUCAUAUCCUAUCGUCAGUGGUGAUCAGUGGAUUGUCAAGUGUGUUGUUGGUGUAGUGUACCGUUAUUGCGACUAAGAAGUUAUUCAGAACUACAAUUUACGAACAAAGGGUGCAUAUCCUGCAUGAUCCAAAACUGCAUCUAGGCUAUUAAAAUCUGGAGCUAAUUGCGGAAUAGCAAUAUCUUAUAUUGGAGAUACUGAAGAGAUCAACAGCAUCAGUAGAAAGAGAUAUAAAUUAAAAUUGCAAAAGUAUGCAAUAAAAAAUUAUAGGAUCAUAGUUCAGAUUGUGAACUUUGAUUAAAAAUGGAGAAAUCACAUAAAGACAUUCUUUAUCAUUUGAGGAGUAAUAUAAUAGAUGAUGUAGAUAUUGAUAACGACAUCAUACAACCUUUGACAUCUGAAUACAUUUUAACACAGGAGAAUAUAAAAUACAUUUACUCCGGAGCUACGAAACAGGAGAGAGCAGGAAUUUUGUUAAACAUACUUCCAGACUGUGGUUCAAAUGCUUUUGAUGUCUUUCAUCAAUCCUUAAAACAUCACUAUGACUGGAUUAGCGAUGAAAUAGAUAGAAUGUUGGGCAAUUAUGAAAUAGAAACAAAUGGAGAAAUAGAUUAUUAUGAUGGUCCUUCUAACAUUCCACCACUUUCUCCAUUAACAGUCACCAGGGAAGAAAAGGUUGAACAGUUAAAGGAAGCUUUACAACAAUUAAAUCCUACAGAAUAUGUUGCAUUACAUGGUAUGAAAGGAUUUGGAAAAUCAUGCUUAACUGCCAGCACUCUUAAGGAUGUGAAAUUAAGGAAAAUUCUAUUUUCGAAUAAAGUCUACUGGAUUAAGUUUGCAUGUGACCAUUCAGUUGAUGAAGAAAUACUGAUUCAAUUAAACACACUAUACCAUUACGUGAAAAAUUUAGAAAUCCAACUAGAAUUAUUCACUCCAUUAGGGAAAGAUUCUCUAAUCCGAUUUUUGAAACAUCAUUUUAAUAAACUAGAUAAUCGCAAUGCUUUAUUAAUUUUGGAUGAUGUUUUUGAUGAAAAAAUUAUUAACACUUUUGAUUUUGAAUGUAAGACUUUAGUUCUUACAGCUGAUAUCGAUGUUCUUCGUGGAAGAAUGCCCAAAGUAAUAAAGAUUAAUGACGGAUUUACAGAACCAGAGACAUUGGGUUUAUUUGCUAAAGUAUUGAAAGUAGAAGUAGAAGAAUUGCCUACAGAAGCAAAGAAAAUUCAUGAAGAAUGUAAAGGCAUGCCAUUACUUAUAGCUAUGUUUGCUGCACAUUUUGAAGAAUUUAAAGAUGACAUGAAAAUACGUAACACUAGAUGGAAAUAUUACCUGCAAUCUUUGAAGAAAAAAGAUGCAACAAACAAAGUAAUGAAAGAAUUUUUGAAAAAACAAGAAAUUAUUUUUGAUAUGUGCAUUGAACAAUUACAACCGGAUUUGAAAGAACGUUAUAAGAGUCUAGCUAUUUUUAGUGAAGAUGUUAACAUAACUCCGAAGACGUUGGAAAUUCUUUGGGGACAAGACAUAUUUCAAGUCGAAGAACUGAUGCUAGAUUUGUGCCAUAAGUCUCUUGCAGCUAAAAAAUGGAAUAAGGAUUUGAGAAGUUACAUUUAUGGUGUGCAUGAUUUACUGCUAUGUCAUCUAAGAAAAAAACUAACGCCAGAUGAAUUGACAAAGAUGCAUAGAUCUAUAGUUGAAAAGUAUCGCAAGUGUUGCGAUAACAACUUUUCAAAAUUGCCGGAUGAUAAUUACAUUUAUUCAUAUAUCGGUUAUCAUUUGGAGCAAUCGAAAUACUUUUCUCAAUUUCCACAACUUUACUUUGACUUUGAUUUUAUCCAAGCUAAAAUAAUGCAUGUGGGUCUAAGCGAUCUAUUACUGGAUUUGAAAAAAUACAGAGAAUACAUCACGUCGAAUAACGAUGAAAACGAAACAAAAGUGUCUGAUAUAGAAAGAUUCCUUCAAGAACAAGCAAGCGUUAUAAUAGAGCACAAACGUAAGAACUGUUUGGAUAUAAUACAAAUCGCAAUGAAUCAUUCAUAUCAAGGCUACGUCGCGCAGAAAGCGAAAUAUCUGGCUACGUCGAGAGAAAUGUAUUUGUACUUGUCUCAUGAUAAAAAACUUAAGCACAUCGAUAUACCAUUAACAGAGGAGAUAUCAACGAGCAUUUGCACGUCAUCUUUCACAGAUGAUCCUAACUUAAUUCUGACUGGAAAUGUAUCGGGCAAAAUAUAUUUGUGGAAUUGUGAAAGCAAGCAACCAAAAAUCUUUAAUGGUCAUAGUGAGGAGAGUUCUAUUAAAAAAGUGAUUGUAUCUACGAAUGGUGACUGCUUCUUAGCAUUGAGCAGUAUUGGUAUAAUAAAAUUAUUUCUUCUGUUGAAUGAUGAAGUAGAGCAGAAUCAUGUACACGUAGAUAGCCCACGACAAAAACAAAGUUGCUGGUCUGGUCUUUUUGGAAAUAUUAGUGACAAGGAUGACAGUUUAAUAGAAUUCUCGAUAAAGAAUGAGAUCAUACUAGAUAUGGCAUUCGGAUACGAAGACAAAUAUGUUGCUGCAUGUAGUAACAAAACAGUUAAGAUAUGGAAUCGACGUGGAGAAACUGUGUUUGAUAUAACAGAUUCCAAAUAUGAAUCCAUAAUAAAAAUAGCAUUUACGGCGAAAGCUUCAUUAUUACAUGUAAUGGAUGAGUCCAGAGGCGCAUUUGACUUAUAUUCGAAUGGUGGGAAUGAUUGUAGCAUUUAUGAAUAUCUCGCCUGUUAUAAUUUGCAAUUACAAGAAGAGAAAGUAAUCUUCUUUAAUCAUGUACCCAAUUUUCCUAACUCCUUAAUGAUUGUUACCGAAAAGAGAGCUAUGUAUGUAAAAUGGUGGUUGAACGACGAAAGAGACUACGGUGUGCAUAGUGUGCACAGUUUUGAUAAACAACUGAGAGCAUUUGUCGAAGAUGAUGCAGUAACUUAUAUCUGUGCGGCUGUAACUUACGAUGGUAAAUAUAUAGUUCUCGCUGAUUCUGCAGGCUUUAUAAAUGUAUGGAAUACUUAUUCUGGAUAUCAACCGGUUGCAACUUACAAAAGACGCGUCACAUCCUUGGAUACUUAUUGGUUAAGAAGCGAUGGUUAUCAUAUUAUCUGUGGAAACGGCGAUAGAUUACUUUAUAGAUGGAAACUCCCAGUAGAAUCAGAUAAAUUACCAAGGAAAUAUUUAUUUGAUGCUGUUGUUAAGCCGUAUAAUGAACUGGACACUAUAGUCAAAGAGAGUCAGGCAAAGAAAAUUGUAGUCUCAUAUGGAAAACGAACAAUUGAAUCUGAAUCUACCGAAGGAAAAAUAUUAAGUUUACAACUUUUCCCUGACGGAAACAAAGUAGCAUAUGUUACAGAAAAACAUGCUGUUAUGUUAUUUGAUAUAAUAAAUAGAAAAUUGGAUGUUAUUAUGAAAUUAAAUGAACCAAUUAGAUUUCUGCAGAUUAUAAAUAUCAAUAACUGUGACACAGUCAUAUGUGAAUGGACAGAUGGUAAACUGACGGUGUGGCAAGAAUUGGAACAAUUCGAAAUCAUAAUUGGAGGACGUAUCGCUUUCAUUCAUAAAUUAAAUGACAAUCACGUGAUAACAAUAACAACUAAUGGCAUAAUAAAAAUUUGGCAUACUGUGCAUAAGUAUUGGAAAAUGACAAACUAUAUUUGGCUCCAGCCGCCGUCAUCUAUUACAUUUAGCUGCUUGAAUUACAACAAAACUUAUUUAGCAGUCUUGAAAAAUUUGCAACAAUUAGAUAUAUACUUAUUUUACAAAACGCCGGAACACAACUUACAACUUCGUCGUGUGCCUUAUUUCGUACAUACUUUUGCACAGAAAACAACUUGCUGUGAUGUUUCUCAAAAUAAUCAAUAUAUCGCCGUUGGUUUUGAAACAGGAAAAAUUUCUAUUAUCGAUUUGUUUACACAAACGGAGAUCACUCAACUAUCUUUUCAUAGUAAUCCUAUUAGACAAUUGUCCUGGGCUCCUACUACCGCAGAUGCUUCCAUCUUACUAUCAUUGACAGACGAUGAACUAAUUUGGUGGAACAUCACUUUAUCGAAGAACAACGUAAAGAGAAGAAGCCGUAUGGGCAUUAGCCACAGUACAAGCACUCCUUCAUUAAGUAUGAAUACGUCGUUAAAUGUACAACUACCUAACAGCCGGAGCGAUAAUGGUGUAUCCAAUCUACAAAACAAUGACGAAUCAAGUGAAAGCAUUGCGAAUGACGUUAAUGACGUAAGUAAAUAUUGGAAGAACAAAAUAGUUAGAGAUUCCGAAAUACCAGGGUUAUUAGCGGUUAUCGAAUUACCACCAAGUCGCAAUGCAAAAAUAUGUAUUUCGUCUGAUUUUACUAAAUUUGUCAUGGCUGACAUGUAUGGAUCUGUCAGCACAUUUAAACUGAUAAAUUACAAGACUGGUUAAUUAUAAUCAGUUUAUUUCGAAGAUAAAAUGAUUAUAAAAUUAAUUUAGAAUGCAAUAUUGCAAACGUCCAAUUAAAUGUGAUAACAGUAUUACUAUAACAGGAUAUAAAUGCAGGAUACUGUUUUAACGUGCAUUCUGAAUAUUCUAUAAUCAUAUUACUAUAGAAAAAAAAA
Molecule: messenger RNA, 4887 nt
Organism: Linepithema humile (Argentine ant)
Lineage: Eukaryota; Metazoa; Arthropoda; Insecta; Hymenoptera; Formicidae
Gene: Dark
Product: Death-associated APAF1-related killer
Biological process (GO): regulation of apoptotic process
Molecular function (GO): ADP binding; protein binding
Source: RefSeq, a predicted model, not a curated record